AUGAAUAGAAAACCAAUAAUAGGAAUUACUACUGAUUUAGCUCAAAAUUGUGAAAAAUAUACUUAUGCCGCCUUUCCUUGGUAUGCAUUACGUAAGAAUUAUACCGAUGCAAUAAUUGAAGCCGGCGGCGUCCCUAUGUUACUGCCAUACCAAGCUGAAACAAUAGAUCAUCUCAUGGAUUUUAUUGAUGGUGUUAUAUUACAUGGCGGUGAUGAAGAUAUACACCCUAAAUUUUAUGAGCCUGAAUAUGCUGAAGAUGUAAAAUCGUUAGAAAAAAAUAUACCUGUUUUAGGAAUAUGCCGAGGAAUGCAACUAAUAAAUGUUGUUUUAGGUGGCACUCUUGUUAAGCAUAUUCCAGAUUAUAUCGAAGAGACAAAACAGCCUAUUAUCAUAAACCAUAGCCAGCCUCAUCCUAAAGAUAUAGUCUCGCAUUCAAUUAGUAUAAAGCCGAAUACUAAGCUUGCUAGAAUAGCAAAUAAAAAGCUGGACACAAUGGUUAACUCAACUCACCAUCAAGCCAUUAAACAAAUUGGUAAUAAUCUUAUUAUAUCAGCAAAAGCAGAAGACGGGAUUAUAGAAGCAAUAGAAUCAACAAGUCAUAAAUUUCUUAUCGGCGUACAGUGGCAUCCUGAAUAUGUCAAUGAUAAUGGCAUAGACCUAGUUUUAUUCAAAGAACUAAUAAAAGCUAGUAGUAUACAAUAA
This is a messenger RNA of Chrysoperla carnea, 702 nucleotides long. RefSeq names its product putative glutamine amidotransferase-like protein RP404. Gene Ontology annotation, cellular component: cytosol. Bases 1 to 702 code for a protein of 233 amino acids. The record is from RefSeq and is a predicted model, not a curated record. NCBI's taxonomy places the organism in Eukaryota, Metazoa, Arthropoda, Insecta, Neuroptera, Chrysopidae. Gene Ontology annotation, molecular function: hydrolase activity, acting on carbon-nitrogen (but not peptide) bonds, in linear amides. The transcript is spliced from 2 exons.